UCAAAUGUAAGUGAAAGUAUAAAUAUCACAUAAAUACCCGGUAUAAAAAGUUAUAUUGUGUAGCAAACAAAGUGAUGUCAAACUCAAAAGAUUUUACGGGAAAAGUAGUGCUCAUAACGGGUUCCAGUGGUGGCAUCGGUGCGGUCACUGCCAUACAGUUUGCCAAAUAUGGGGCGCAGGUUGUUAUUAGCGGCCGAAACGGACAGAAGCUAUCAUCAGUGAGUCAACAGUGCGCUCAGGUAUCACCGAAUAGAUUGGAGGCGCUGGAAGUGUUGGGCGAUGUCAGCCACGAGAGUGACUGCCGACGUCUGGUCGACAUAACUGUGCAAACGUUUGGGAAACUGGAUAUUCUGGUGAAUAACGCGGGGAUUGGAGCCACGAGUGGCAUCCGGGACCCAAAUAUUCUGGACACUUACGACCGUCUGAUGGCUACUAAUCUGCGUUCAGUGGUCUGUCUGACACACCUCUGUGUCGCACAUCUCGAGAAAACCAAAGGAAAUAUUGUCAACAUAUCGAGUAUGGCUGCUCUCACACCGAGACCAUCGAUGUCCAUAUACUCGAUGUCAAAGUCAGCGCUCGAUAUGUUCAGCAAGUGUUUGGCGCUAGAGUUGGGCCCCAAAGGGAUUCGUGUGAAUGUUGUCAAUCCGUCGGGAGUGAGAACUGAUUUCUCUCAGGCCAUGGGUGUGGACAAGGAUUCAGUGAACAGCCUGUUGGAGGUAACGGGUAGUAGUUAUCCAUUGGGCAGAAUAGGAGAGCCCAUAGACAUCGCGAAUGCCGUUCUGUUUCUGGCGUCAGACGAGUGUUCAUUUGUGACGGCAAUCAACUUUGUGGCCGAUGGGGGCGCCCUUUGGGGAGCACCCCCUCCUAAACUCAGAUAAAUUAAAUCAUAUUCAACAGACCAAAAAGUCAACUUUUUAUCAAUGA
Oppiella nova is the source of this 924-nucleotide messenger RNA. The record is from the annotation of a GenBank genome assembly. NCBI's taxonomy places the organism in Eukaryota, Metazoa, Arthropoda, Arachnida, Sarcoptiformes, Oppiidae.